UUCGGCAAGACUUAUAUGAAUGGGUACGUUGUCUAUCGCGAUUGUCAAAUUCCGAAAUCUGUUGUCUGCUGGCUCUGUGUUACGUACAUGGAUCUCAAAUAAUUGAUCUCACGUUUUGCCUGCCGUCAUAUCUAGAGGACGUAUCUGUAGGUAAUUCUCAUCCCGGGUCCGCGGCACACAUUCCACCGACAACAUCCGCGACCCUGUGACGAAAUCGGGCCAUGACAAAUACAAUUCGCCAUAUCCAUCACGUCUUAGUAAAAAAAAACACUAUAAAAGAUACUGACCCCCCCAGUUCAUAGAUAACAACAUCGACUACCUACUAGCGACUUUCAUGUUUCUUAUCCGCCGACUUUUCUCUGCAUCUAUAUCGCCGCAAGCCAUGGCCGAAGCUAAGACCAAAGCUCAGAGCAUCAUCGAUGAGAAUGCCGUCGCGGUGUUUUCUAAAUCGUAUUGCCCGUACUGCAGCGCCUCGAAGCGCCUUCUCGACAGUCUAGGUGCCAAGUACAAGUUGGUAGAGUUGGACGAGGUGCCUGAUGGCUCUGCUAUCCAAGAUGCGCUUCAGGAGAUUUCGGGGCAGCGCACUGUCCCUAACAUCUGGAUCGGAAAGAAGCACAUCGGUGGCAACUCAGACUUGCAGGCUAAAUCUGGCGAACUGAAGAGUCUGCUUACCGAGGUCGGCGCUUUGUGACUAAAUAAUUCCCGAUCUAAGUUAUGAAGGGCUAUGAGAUAACACUACAAGUCCCCAGGCGUCUUACGACUAGGAACAAAGAAAGGAUUCGUCAUGUUUGGUAUUCAAGAGUAUGCGUCUAAACAUGUCCUUCCGACGGUGUGAAUCAGGGAAUAAACAAGCAAUGAUAAUAGACUUUCUUAUAAAUCAGGCAUCUUAUAGAUGCCCAUUGUUAUUAGCUAGAGUACUACUCUAGGAUUAAAUAUAGAUCGGUAUAUAUAAGACAGAGCUUCUAUUGAAGAA
Daldinia loculata is the source of this 973-nucleotide messenger RNA. Its product is annotated as putative glutaredoxin. The transcript is spliced from 2 exons. Gene Ontology annotation, biological process: cellular response to oxidative stress. Gene Ontology annotation, cellular component: cytoplasm; nucleus. Lineage: Eukaryota; Fungi; Ascomycota; Sordariomycetes; Xylariales; Hypoxylaceae. The coding region runs from base 335 to 691 and encodes 118 amino acids. The record is from RefSeq and is a predicted model, not a curated record. Gene Ontology annotation, molecular function: glutathione disulfide oxidoreductase activity.